CCUUUUUCGUAUGCCCUCCAAAAUAGUGCCCUUUGUGGCUCUGCUUUAUCUUCACGCCCAUUCAUUCAUUCGCGCGGUGCAUGGCUCUUGUCGUUCUCAUUCAGCAGACCCGUUCAUGCAUACGUCGCCACGGCUACUUGCGUCUCUAUCUGGUGAGUUUCGCAGCGUCCGCGACCAUGGUACACGGUGCAGCAAUGAAAUAUCUGCUAUGCGAGAGCGCCAUAGAUUGGCAGGUAUGUAUCCGUCCAUUUAAGCACACUUACUCGACUUGUAACUUCUAACCAUGCAGGUCGUACGCAAUGGCGUAUUCAGCAGCGCGUACGAAGGUACGCAGAUGCUGUUUAAGUAUACUUGAGUUCACUUCAACAGUCGCGAGCAUUUGAAUGUCACCUUUCAGCUUUUGCGUGUUAUCACUCACUUUGGCGUUUUUCACAUUGUGCAGGGAUCGCCAUUUUGCUUCCAAAUGCUUCGUACGUUUAAGUAAAUUACAGAUAACGCUAAUGCCUCAAGAAUAGGGAUUAUUUGCUUCGCAUAAAUUUGUUCACACGCCUUAGAAUGUUACGUGCUAGAAUGGCUUGUAGUAUGAUGUAUUGUGUUUAUAUAAAUUAUUUCAUGAACUAUGUGCUUCGGGGCACCUGUACACGACGACAGCAUAGAGGUUUUCGAGGUUGGAUUUUUGGGAUGGGGCCGCGGGAAUUAGCUCUUGAGGGAUACUAGUGGCAGGCCUGGUGGAGGCCCACUCAGCCAGUCACAUGGGGAUGCAGCUACUACCGCAAAGGGAAGCGUGCGAAGGGACGAUUUUUUAGGCGCCUCAUGUUUAGCGUUUGAGGGAUGGUGGCAUGGCAGGCCUGGUGGAAGUCAACAAAAGCCACGGCGUCAACCGGAAGCGUUUUUGGGGUGCGGCUGUUGAACGCCCUGAUUGCAGGACGACGAUUGUGCACCACGGAUGGACCAGGACUGCUGCCAGCAGUGGGCGUUCCCGGACGGACGACGCAACGCGCAACGCAACGAGCCUCGGCGACGUGCAAGUCGACUCAAGAUGACGUUUGGUCGACUAAAAACGACUCUUAAGUCGACUCGAAAGGCACUUACUCUCCGACUCCUGGACGUAGGGAAGCGCCUCGGCGACGCGCUCAUGGGAACGAUGAAGCAGGGCGACGGCGACGAAGGGGAGGAGGAGGUGGAGAAGUCCAGAGGACGGCGAGGACGAGAGUCCGACUCGCAGCCUGAGGGACGAGAGUCGAGCCAUGAUGAUGUUACAGUGCAGUGGAGCAACGAGAGUCGUUUUUUGUAAUGGAGGUGUUACAGUUGCGAGCGCAUAGGUCUGAUGCUUAGCAGAUCUUGUUAACGAGCAGCGUUGACGGGUUUAGUUGAAACUAAAACCUGCAAAUGUGAGAGAGUCAGCAGCCGGCGAGGCGACGAAAAUAGCCGAGCGGAGCGGCGGAUGAAAGGGAAGGCGGUUAGUCGAAUGAAAAUCUCUUUCUUCCGCGGCGCGAUACCUUGCGUCCAGCAGGGCCGCUCGUGAUUCGUGAAUCUCGCGUCUGGCUGGCAGAGAAGCCUGCUGAAUGCAACAGUACAUUCUCUGUAGCAUUCUUGCGCUGAGCAACAUUCUGCGCACGAGCAAGUCAAUGGAGGUCGUUGUGCUAAAAGCGUUUGACCACCGUCAAUUUCGAUCUAAAUCCAUGGUUCGUAUAGGAGGCGCACGUGGUGUCAGCCACAGCGUGUAGGUGCACGUGGUGUCAGCACACAGCCAUGGCAUGGAAGCUCGGAAUCCAACAGGACAUCCCUGAUGCGUUGGGCAGCCACACCUAGGUCAACGCUCGCCAGACCUCGUCGUGGCAUGGCAGGUCGAGCGCAUUGCUGGCAUUUCGUGAGGGCGUAUUUACGCGCAUUUAGACAGCGAGAAAGUAACCUUGUUUGUGACGUUUGUU
Molecule: messenger RNA, 1931 nt
Organism: Closterium sp. NIES-67
Lineage: Eukaryota; Viridiplantae; Streptophyta; Zygnematophyceae; Desmidiales; Closteriaceae
Source: the annotation of a GenBank genome assembly